This is a messenger RNA of Chiloscyllium plagiosum (whitespotted bambooshark), 597 nucleotides long. Lineage: Eukaryota; Metazoa; Chordata; Chondrichthyes; Orectolobiformes; Hemiscylliidae. The record is from RefSeq and is a predicted model, not a curated record.
CAGUUCGCGCUCCCAGUGUUGCCUGUGUAGCUCCCAAUGCCAACGUGUCUGCUUCCCUUUCAGAUCUACCCACCAAUCAAUGUGCUCCCCUCACUUUCCCGCCUGAUGAAAUCAGCUAUUGGGGAGGGGAUGACUCGCAAAGACCACGCCGACGUGUCCAAUCAGCUGUACGCCUGCUAUGCCAUUGGAAAGGAUGUCCAAGCUAUGAAGGCCGUGGUGGGUGAAGAGGCUUUGACCUCUGAUGACCUCCUGUACCUGGAAUUUCUGCAGAAGUUUGAGAAGAACUUCAUUGUCCAAGGACCUUAUGAGAACCGGUCAAUCUUCGAUUCCCUGGACAUUGGGUGGCAGCUGCUACGGAUUUUCCCGAAGGAGAUGCUGAAGAGGAUUCCGGGGAAUAUUGUGUCUGAGUUCUAUCCGCGGGAGUCCCGGGAGAACAAGGAGGAGAGCAGCACCCACCUGUGAGGACCUCCCACCCAACCCCACCCCACCCCACCCCACCCCACCCCACCCCACCCCCUACCUCUCCCUCGCUGACAAUCUGCCCCCUUCUUCAAGGCCAGGAAACAUCCUCUGUCUGCUUCCCUCACUCAUCCCACA